Portunus trituberculatus (swimming crab) is the source of this 2466-nucleotide messenger RNA. RefSeq lists its product as uncharacterized. The record is from RefSeq and is a predicted model, not a curated record. NCBI's taxonomy places the organism in Eukaryota, Metazoa, Arthropoda, Malacostraca, Decapoda, Portunidae. The transcript has 5 exons. Gene Ontology annotation, molecular function: protein binding. Bases 414 to 2246 code for a protein of 610 amino acids.
UCGAGUUGGGGAUAGCUUCAGCUUGAGAUGUGUCGCGGUGAGAGUUGGCUGAGCAUCACUGCCUCUACUAGUUCAACAGACACCGACCCCUCCCGAGCACCUAAACCACCGGGACGCACCUUGACCGCGUAAGAAGAGGAGACUGAGCACAUGAACCUUCCCACCUCCGGCACCUGAACCACUGUAACACACUUUGAGGAUACGCGACUUGUAUUUUCUCGAGUUCUGUGAUGAGUGAAUGGUGCAAAGUGGCGACGGUGGUGUUAGUGGCAGUGGUGGCGAAGGUGGUGGCUGCAGGCGUGAGGCGGUAAUCCCUCCUUCAGGUGUUUGUGUUCAGCCUGUCAUCUGUCGCCCUUCAGUGUGGCAGCCUCUUCUUCAGGAACGCCGAGGAAGACUAGAGGUGCUCGGCGGUGAUGGCUUGCAGGACAGACAUACGCUGCGUCAUCAUUCUCUGCUGCGUCCUGUUGUUCUGCUGUCCCCCCCGCCACAGCCUCCACACAGACAAAACGUCCGGGACCUGCCAUUUCGGUCCCUCAGACCACAUCCUCCGGGAGACGCUGCAGGCGGAGGAUCACAAGUAUGAUGUGAAACUCCUGCCGGCGGAUCGUCAAGUGUCUGCCUUUGUGGAGCAUGAGCAGACCAAGAGGUUGGUGUUCCCCCUGGUGGAGGGCGGCCCUAUCACCAUCACCAUCACCCCCUGUGACUUCCCCCUGUCCUGGACGCUGGAGUUGCGCCCCCACCAGGACGAAGAACUGUACGAAGGUGGGAGUAAGAAGAUACGAGCUGUGUUGAGCGCUGUGGGUGGGCGCGGCGCCUCCCACCCACGCCGCCACCACUACUCCACCAACACAAUAACAAAUGUCUCCCGUAACUCUACCAAGCCGGUGCGUCACGAGAGGCGAAACGAGUCUUCUGUUUUCACUGCCUGGCAGCAGCAGGCGGCCACGGCAGCGGGUCUUCCCUAUGACACCACCACCGCGUCGGGGAGGGAGCAUGCAGGCGCUGGGAGCAGAGAGAUGGAGGAGCAGCAGGAAGUGGAGGCACUGCAGCAGGCGGCGGGCGUUCAGGAGGGCGUGGUGGUGCAGUACGAGGGGCACGAGCCACAGCAGUUCAGCAGGGAGCAGGCCCCGCCAGGCCUGUACGUAGUACAGCUGCACGCCGGCCGGGGACCCACGCACGUCCACAUCCUCGUUACCUGCCACUGGACGCCGCCGCCCACUGCAGCCCGCGUCACUGCCACGCCCACUUCCAGGGGCAAGGCAGUCACCCUUCGCUGGGCAGGCAGCAGGAACGUGGGCGGGUACUGCCUGGCGGUGAGCGAGGGCCGUCCCUUCCCGUCACUGUGUGCUGCCCGCGCCGCACUCUCCCAUUCUCCCAAUAAGUGGCCUCGGGCCAUCCUGGGCUGCACAGACAACCCCUGGUACGAGUUGCCCCACGCCCCACGCCGGGCGCUGCACGUGGCAGUGUGGGAGGCGGGGAACGGCGGGCCGCCCCUGGGUACUGGUCUGGUGCCAGCCAAACGUACCAGAAGAAUACCCCGCCUAAGGCCCGGCGCCCUGAUGAAGCUGGUGCCCUCCACGGCAGGCACGGCGGUGGCAAAGUUUCGUGUACGUAAAAGAGGCAAACGGCUGCACGUGAUCGCCGUGGCGUGCGGGGCCAAGCUGCGCCUCAAAGUGAUGGCGGCGUGCGGAGAGCGUCUGGCCACCGCUGAGGGCAACUUAGGCGCCCUCCACUUAGUAGUGAAAAAGCGGGAAGCACCACCCAAGGUGCUCAUCAUGCGCCUAGUCACCAAGCCGCCAGGGGCAGCCAGUGAGGUGCUCCUGACGGCCUCCUACGCCGCCCACUCACUCUCCCUGCCCCGUUUGCCCCGCAACGCCCGAGUCAGGGCCAAGAACAUCACCUGCACCUCCGUCACCCUGAGGUGGUCAGCGGCGCGGGGUUCCCAUGCCUACUGUGUGCUGGUAAAGGAGGACAAGAGCGGCAAGGUGUGGCGGACGCGACCCCCGCGUCAGUGUGGGUGGGAGGCGGCACUCAAACAAACCCACUUCGCCAUCAAGUGGUGCAGCGCACCCACCACCACCGGCCGCCAGGAGAAGACCCUGCACACCCUCGCCCCCGCCACCACCUACAUCGCCACCGUGCUCUCCCGCCACCCCGGCAAUGGCCGCGCCCUCUCCUUCUCACCCAUCCGCUUCACCACAUCCUCCCUGUGCUUCCCCACCACCACUGUCGCCACCAUCACUUAGAGCCGCUCCCCUCAUCAUCACCCUCACUGAUCGUAUCUCCCCUGACAUCAGUCCGUCACCGCCUCCUCAUCGCAGUUCACUCUCAUUCACUCACUGCCGUGACAGACACUCACACACUCAUGACAGCAGCGUCACUCACACCCUCAGACCUUCACAGGCCGUCCUGUCACUCCUAUCACGUAAUCAUAGUCAAGAGUUGAAAUAAAUAUAUAUUUUCGCA